Dendronephthya gigantea is the source of this 1558-nucleotide messenger RNA. RefSeq names its product junctophilin-1-like. Lineage: Eukaryota; Metazoa; Cnidaria; Anthozoa; Malacalcyonacea; Nephtheidae. The transcript has 4 exons. The record is from RefSeq and is a predicted model, not a curated record. The coding region runs from base 5 to 514 and encodes 169 amino acids.
UCUCAUGGGUAUACGAAGCAUAUCAAAUAAUUCAGUCAAAUCAAAAGCAGAUAAGAUGGAAAAUUUCAAUCACAAUGAAGAAUGGAGUGAAGACGAAACGUUUAUUGUUGUUGAUACCUACAAUGGAGAAACAAAAGAUGGAAAGCGACAUGGACAUGGGGUAUAUUUCUACCCAAAUGGUGAUAUUUACGACGGCGAGUGGAGAAAGUCCCAGAAAUAUGGUUACGGUAUAUACAUUUAUUCGGAUGAAGAAAAGAUAGAAGGCUUCUUUUACCACGACGAAUAUAUUGGCAACGAACCCAAUGAAAAAAUGAGAAAGAGAAUGACUAGAAAGAAAAAAUACACUGACAAUGGUGACGUUCAAUUUUCAACUAAAGAAAAAGUCAAAGAAAGUUUAAGAGUAUUUAGUGAUCACCUCCCACCCAGAAUAAAGCCUGAUGGAGCUCAAGAAAGACGAGAAGCAAGUAAGCAGAGGAAUGCCUGGGUGCGUCAAAAGUACUUUGGCGAAUCAUAAUACAAAUGGACCGGGAGUAAUUUUUUCUUAUUUUCUUUUUUAAAAUUUCCAACAUUUGGUCGUCGUAAAACGGUGUUAAAUGUCGUGUUCGUCUGUAAAAUUUUGGUGUAUUGUACAUAUUAUAUUAUUUGUAUAUUUAUUUUAAAUUCAGUAAAUUUAGCAUUAUUAACAGGGGAAAUAAUACGCACGAACAAUCGCACGGUUACUUUAGAGAUAAGGGACCGCCUGUCCAAUACGUUAACGCAAAUGAUUGUAGGAUUUAGGAAUUGAAAAUUGAACUGAGACUAGGUAAGGGAAAGGAGAAAUAAAAAAAGUGUUGUCAAAAUCGACCUCCUGCGCGAUGAAAUCUUUUUUUCUAUUGAUUAGCUUCAAAUUAAAAGGUGUUUAUCAAAUAUUCAACUUCAACAUUUCUUCGCCCCCGUACAAUCUUGCAGCUAAAAUCUGUGGGUCAUUUGCAAAAAAUGCCCCUCCCCCUCAUUUCCCCAUUCAAUGUUUGGCUUUAUUUCACACAGAAUAGCUGUGUACCUUUACAAGAGCGCAGCAACAUUGGAGAUCAAUAUUGAAUGGGGGGAAGGGAGGUUGAAAGGACAAAGCGGAGCCUGUCGCCAUAAAUAUUAAGCUGUAAAAAUUGUGUUUUUGUACGCCGUCCCAUUAAUUUCUGAUAUUUUGACAUAGCAAUAAUGCGAUAGCCUUUAUGCCUAGUUUGUUUAUAUAGCAUAUAAAUUAAAUAAGACGACUUUGUAUUAUAUUGUGAACCAAUGCAGGAGGGCCACAUAAUAAAAAACUUCCAACGGCUAAAAGACAUGUAUGAAAUUUCUUAAAUUCACGUGUUCCACCACCACGUUUUUGUAAAGAUAUCUUGCUUUUUGUCUUUGCGAUGAUAAACAUUUUGAGGUUCAUAAGAAAAAGGAGGAUAAGUAAUAAGCUUGUGAGAAUAGCGUCCAAAAAAUGUAUUUUAAGGGUAAAAGAUAUUAUUUUCAAGAUAAUUCCCAAAAUUUCGGUGACCACAAAAAAAUAUACAAGUCUACGCUUAGUGAUUGAUGU